Molecule: messenger RNA, 1527 nt
Organism: Onthophagus taurus
Lineage: Eukaryota; Metazoa; Arthropoda; Insecta; Coleoptera; Scarabaeidae
Source: RefSeq, a predicted model, not a curated record
UCCCAAAACUUUCACCAUUUUAAAAAAUAAUCAGCACCAUUGUAUUCAUAUCGACCGAUUGAAACCAGCAUUCAUUUUAAAGAAUACUAAGGGCCAAAUUCAUAAACGUCACUAAAGUGACACUCACACUAAGUUGAGGUUAGGCACUAAUUUUGGUAUUCAAGAACAGUUAGGGACUAAUUAGUGACUAACUUUUUUCUAACUAUAGGUUAAAGAUUUAGGGAAAAGUGAGUAAAAUUUGAGUGCGCAAUCGCGAGCACUAAUCUAACCCUAACUGUCAUUUUGCUGUUGUCUUAAUUCGUUUUUUAUAGAUUUGCUAUCAUAAAUUCCGAAGAAAGCAGUUGUGAUUACUCGCGUUUAUUAGAUUAUCAUUGUUAGUUGUGUUGUUUUUAUAAAUUUGAUUGUUAGUUAUUAGUUACGAUUAUUAUAGUUUUGAUUAUUACUUAUUCUUUCGUUAUAAAUUCAUUCUUUACAUCUAUCAAAAUGGAUAAUAGAAUAGAAUUAUUAUUAGUAGAAUUUAUUGAACACGCUGAAGAUGUUUUUUGCCAUGAUCGUGCACCAAGAAUAAUUUUAAGAGAUGUCGGAAAUCCUUUGGAGUCCUACCGCCAAAAAGAGUUGAUACAACGUUUUCGGUUUGGUCGUGACAUAAUCCAAAAUAUAUUAUUACCAUUGGUUUACCCAAGAGACGUUGCUACAACAAAUCGUGGCUUGCCAAUUCCACCCAUCAUAAAACUUUGUACCGCUCUUCGGUUUUAUGCAAGUGGAAGUUAUCAGAGGAUAUGUGGGGAUUUAGCGCACAUCAGCCAGACAUCCACUUGCCGAAUAAUAAAUGAGGUGUCGGAAUUACUGGCAAGAAAUAUUGGAAAAUAUGUGAAUUUUCCAAGCAGUGAAGCCGAAAAAACCAACCUACGACGAACAUUUUUCGAAAUUGGAGGUUUUCCUGAAGUUGUAGGGUGUGUUGACGGGACUCACAUAGAAAUUAAAAGUCCGGGAGGUGCCAAUGCCGAAAUAUUUAGAAACAGGAAGGGAUUUAUGUCUGGACCAACUUUGAAAAUCUUUGAUAUUGUUAGAAGAUGGCCUGGGUCUGCACACGAUAGCAGGAUAUUUAAUAGCAGCGCUGUGGCUAUGAAAUUUGAAUCGAAGCUAUUAACUGGAAUAUUGUUGGGCGACAGUGCCUACCAGCAAAAUCAAUUUUUAUAUUCUCCCAUUUUAAAUCCACAGACACCACCUGAACAACGAUAUAAUAUAGCACAUGUUCGUACCAGAAACGUUGUAGAAAGAACGUUUGGCGUUUGGAAAGGACGGUUUCGGUGCCUAACUGGGGCCUUACAAUGUAACAUAAAAAAUGUAACAAGGAUUAUUGCUGCUACAGCAGUGUUGCAUAAUAUUGCGCAGGAUAUUGGGGAAGAAAUCCCCAAUAAUAAUGAAAUUCCGAAUGAAGAACGUAUUGUGCCAGUUCUUCCUGCCGUGGAUCGUCGAAGAGGGAAUAUAAUAAGGAACGCUUUCAUACAAAGACAUUUCAUGUAA